AUGGGCGUAUUUUCUGCAAUGAAGCGCACCCUAAGCAAGUCCCCCAAGCAGGACAACGUCCCCGAGAAGCUCGAGAAGGAUAUGGCACCAGAUCUGCCUGUGAAGGUUCAACCUGAAGAGACGAGCCAACUGGAGAAGAACUUCCACUCCGAGAAGACACUCGAGAAGAAAGCAGCCGCUUCUCCUUCUGUCGUCGUCCCCUGGAUUCUGAAUGAGGUGUCUGAGUGUGACAUCAGCGAGCUUUUUGAUUGCAGGGUCCAGAUGAAGGUGCACGCUGCUCGCCUGCUCGACUGCUGGCGUGCACAUGAAGCAGAGUUCCCCCGGGCGUUCGCACGGGGUCUGCUCCAAGUUCUGCAGGGCUUUGAUCAGGACAACGCCGGCAGCUCAAAGAAAAUAAAGAGCCUGGCAUGUUUCUUGGUGCAUCUCUUCGAUGGCAAAGACAGCGCGGUCCACAUCAGGAAUGGCAAGGAGGAGCUGUGGACUCUGGUCCUGCCAGAGCUUGGCCGAAUUGAGCUGGAUCGGGGAAAGGACUGGACCUCGAAUGCAGAAUCGCGCUCGAGAGAGGAGACAUCAGAGCUGCUGACCGCAAUAGGGAACCACGGGCGAACUUGCGUGGUUCAGACAUGCGCUCUGUGUGGCGAACAGCUGGGACGUCACAGUAAUAGCCUCGUUGACGCAGCCUACGAACUCCAGAAUAAGAUCUACAAAAUGAAUGUGCAAGCUCGAACACCGAGAAAGAAAGCAACAGAACUCGAGACCGAAGAAGCUUUGACUCUCAAAAUCGUCUUUUGA
Messenger RNA from Klebsormidium nitens, 792 nucleotides. Lineage: Eukaryota; Viridiplantae; Streptophyta; Klebsormidiophyceae; Klebsormidiales; Klebsormidiaceae. The record is from the annotation of a GenBank genome assembly.